AUGACAGACAGAGUGAGCUUCAGCACACCCAAAGUCAACCCCCGGCCCGUCGCAGGCCCCGUGCUCCCCCCAGAGCCCAUCGACAUUAUCCGCAUCAAGGCCCGCUCACGGCGGGUCAGGCUCAAUGUCGGAGGUCUCACGCAUGAAGUCCUGUGGAGAACGCUGGACCGGCUGCCCAGAACCCGUCUAGGACGGCUAAGAGACUGCAACACCCAUGAGUCGCUGCUGGAGAUCUGCGACGACUACAGCCUCACUGACAAUGAGUACUUCUUUGACCGGCACCCAGUGGCCUUCUCCUCUAUUCUCAACUUCUACCGAACGGGGAAGCUGCACAUGAUGGAGGAGAUGUGUGCCCUGUCCUUUGGCCAGGAGCUGGACUACUGGGGGAUCGACGAGAUCUACCUGGAGUCAUGCUGCCAGGCGCGGUACCACCAGAAGAAGGAGCAGAUGAAUGAGGAGCUGAGGAGGGAGGCAGAGACGCUCAGGGAGAAGGACGGUGAAGUGGAGGAGCACGGCUGCUGUCCCGACAAGAGACAGAAGCUCUGGGAUCUGCUGGAGAAGCCCAGCUCAUCUGUCGCUGCAAAGAUCUUGGCUAUGAUCUCCAUCUUGUUCAUCAUCAUUUCAACUAUCUCGUUGUCCCUCAACACUCUUCCGGAGCUCCAGGUGGUAGAUGAAUUUGGCCAGUUCAAUGACAACCCCAGCCUAGCCCAUGUGGAAGCUGUCUGCAUUGCCUGGUUCACCAUGGAGUACAUUCUCCGCUUGCUCUCAGCACCUAACAAGUGGAAUUUCAUUAAAGCACCACUGAAUAUCAUUGAUCUGCUGGCAAUCCUGCCUUACUAUGUGACCCUCUGCCUAACUGAGUCCAACAAGAGUGUGAUGCAGUUCCAGAAUGUGCGCCGUGUGGUCCAGAUUUUCCGAAUUAUGAGGAUCCUGAGGAUCCUGAAGCUUGCCAGGCACUCAACAGGACUCCAGUCUUUGGGCUUCACUUUGCGAAGGAGCUAUAAUGAGUUGGGUCUGCUGAUCCUCUUCUUAGCCAUGGGCAUCAUGAUCUUCUCUAGCUUGGUGUUCUUUGCUGAGAAGGAUGAGGACGCCACCAAAUUCACCAGCAUCCCUGCCUCUUUCUGGUGGGCUACCAUUACUAUGACCACUGUUGGUUAUGGAGACAUCUACCCACAAACUCUGCUGGGCAAGAUUGUAGGAGGGCUCUGCUGCAUAGCAGGUGUGUUGGUCAUUGCCCUUCCCAUCCCAAUCAUUGUCAACAACUUCUCUGAGUUCUACCGAGAGCAGAAGAGGCAAGAGAAGGCCAUUAAGAGGAGGGAAGCUCUUGAAAGAGCCAAAAGAAGUGGAAGUAUUAUUUCUAUUAACCUAAAAGAUGCUUUUGCACGUAGUAUGGAACUCACAGAUGUCUUGGUGGAAAAGAGAGAGGACAGUAAGUGUUCUGUGGACAAUCACCUGUCACCCAGCCGCUGGAGCUACCACAAACACUACAGCAAUACAGAUGUGGGUAGCCCAGGCAAGUCCCAGCAUUCACAUUACCAAGAAGUGGCUCAGCUAGGUUCCCCUGAACGGGUCAAGCUUUCAUCUAACAAAGCUACCCCUCAACAUCUCAAUGCAAAGCGGCUAGAUGACACUAACAAAGAGACAGCAACCAUCCCAGGACAUAAAAAUAAUGAGGAGAAGAUGGAGAUGAAAGUAUUCUCAACCCAAACCCUGCAAACUUUACCUGAACUGAACAUCAAUAGAAAAUCCUCUAAUGUGGCUGAUGAUUUGUCUGUUGAAAGAGGAGAAAGAAGCUCUCUGCUCCCCAAUGCUGAAAGUGGUCAAACUGGUGCUAGACUCCAGCGUAUUCCCCCUCCCUUGGAUCUAAGUCAGAUCAGCACCAUGGAGGCAAACAGGGCCCCUGGCAGCAUCCAGCCAAUGGCCAUAAUCAAAGAGGGUUUGUAUGAGUUUGUGUCCAGUCCCAGAGGAAGUAGGACUGGAGAUGUGGGUGUGGUGCCACAGAGUGUGGAAAACUUUGGGGUGCCCUAUGACAGCAUAUGUAGCUCAUUAAGAGAUUAUGGCAGCCCUCAAAACACAAGAGUCACCAAGGUUGACUUCAUUGGAUCCCAAGAUGAUGUGCUAAUGGCAGUGAUGACACCUGUGACAACCCCAGCCUCUGCUGGCUCAGCCAAGCUUGCUCAGUUACUUUCCGAUGACAUGGUUACUAGGUUUUCUACUUCUCCUAGCUCCGCAACACAGGAAAGUAAGUCUCCGCUGUCGAUCUUGCAAUCUGCGUCUCUGGCCCAGCAAUCUGUCAGUCCAAGCAACUCCCAGGGGGGAGGUGAGGGCUCAGCAGCCACAAGCUUAGAAGGUGAAGGGCAGCUCACAGGCUUAAGCCACCAGGGAAGGAAUCACAUGGAGAGGUCUGUUGUCGGCUCAGGCAGCAGUGCUAGCCCACUGUCAUCUAAAACCAGCCCGCUCAACUGCACCCAGGAGUUAGUAACUAUGGAGGGAGUGGAGGAAGUAGAAGGAAGGGAGGCAGUAGAACAAAUUGGAGAGAAACAGGAAAACCACAUCGUUCUGGACGGAAGCCUGACACCGCCCUGUGAAACGAGCAUGUGA
Molecule: messenger RNA, 2601 nt
Organism: Morone saxatilis (striped sea-bass)
Lineage: Eukaryota; Metazoa; Chordata; Actinopteri; Moronidae
Product: potassium voltage-gated channel subfamily B member 2-like
Exons: 2
Coding region: 1-2601 (866 amino acids)
Biological process (GO): protein homooligomerization; potassium ion transmembrane transport
Cellular component (GO): membrane; voltage-gated potassium channel complex
Molecular function (GO): protein binding; delayed rectifier potassium channel activity
Source: RefSeq, a predicted model, not a curated record